Molecule: messenger RNA, 416 nt
Organism: Heterobilharzia americana
Lineage: Eukaryota; Metazoa; Platyhelminthes; Trematoda; Strigeidida; Schistosomatidae
Source: the annotation of a GenBank genome assembly
AAGCUACUACUACUACUACUACUACUACUACUACUACUACUACUACUACUACUACUACUACUACUACUACUACUACUACUACUACUACUACUACUACUACUACUACUACUACUACUACUACUACUACUCACACUACUACUGCUACUACUGCUACUCACACUACUACUACUACUACUACUACUGCUACUCACAUUACUACUACUACUCACACUACUACUACUACUCACACUACUACUACUACUCACACUACUACUCACACUACUACUACUACUCACACUACUACUACUACUACUACUACUACUCACACUACUACUGCUACUACUGCUACUCACACUACUACUGCUACUACUCACACUACUACUGCUACUACUCACACUACUACUGCUACUACUCACACUACUAUUGCUACUAAUUAG